AUGUUGAAGAUGCUCUCCUUUAAGCUGCUACUGCUGGCCGUGGCUCUGGGCUUCUUUGAAGGAGAUGCCAAGUUUGGGGAAAGGAGCGAAGGGAGCGGAGCGAGGAGGAGAAGGUGCCUGAAUGGGAACCCCCCAAAGCGCCUGAAAAGAAGGGACAGGCGGAUGAUGUCCCAGCUGGAGCUGCUGAGUGGAGGAGAGAUCCUGUGUGGUGGCUUCUACCCACGAGUAUCCUGCUGCCUGCAGAGUGACAGCCCUGGAUUGGGGAGUCUGGAGAACAAGAUCUUUUCUACCGCCAACAACACAGAAUGUGGCAGGCUACUGGAGGAGAUCAAAUGUGCUCCGUGCUCUCCUCAUUCCCAGAGCCUGUUCUCCUCACCUGAAAGAGACGUCCUGGAUGGAGACCUAGCACUUCCACUCCUCUGCAAGGACUACUGCAAAGAAUUCUUUUAUACUUGUCGGGGCCAUAUUCCAGGUCUUCUACAAACAACUGCUGAUGAAUUUUGCUUUUACUAUGCAAGAAAAGAUGCUGGAUUAUGCUUUCCAGACUUCCCAAGAAAGCAAGUCAGAGGACCAGCAUCUAACUACUUGGACCAGAUGGAAGACUAUGAGAAAGUGGAGAUCAACAGAAAACACAAACACAACUGCUUCUGUGUCCAGGAGGUCAUGAGUGGGCUGCGACAGCCUGUGGGUGCUGUGCACAGCGGAGAUGGCUCCCACCGGCUCUUCAUUCUAGAGAAGGAAGGCUAUGUGAAGAUUCUGACCCCAGAAGGAGAGCUGUUCAAGGAGCCUUACUUGGACAUUCACAAACUUGUUCAAAGUGGAAUAAAGGGAGGAGACGAAAGGGGACUGCUAAGCCUGGCAUUCCAUCCCAAUUACAAGACAAAUGGAAAGCUGUAUGUGUCUUAUACCACCAACCAGGAACGGUGGGCUAUCGGGCCUCACGACCACAUUCUUAGGGUUGUGGAAUACACAGUAUCCAGGAAAAAUCCCCAUCAAGUCGAUGUGAGAACAGCCAGGGUGUUUCUGGAAGUUGCUGAACUCCACCGGAAGCAUCUUGGAGGACAGUUGCUCUUUGGUCCCGAUGGCUUUUUGUAUGUCAUCCUUGGGGACGGUAUGAUCACCCUGGAUGACAUGGAGGAGAUGGACGGGUUAAGUGACUUCACAGGCUCUGUGCUGAGGCUGGACGUGGACACUGACAUGUGCAAUGUGCCUUAUUCCAUACCACGGAGUAACCCCCACUUCAACAGCACCAACCAGCCCCCAGAAGUGUUUGCCCACGGCCUCCAUGAUCCAGGCAGAUGUGCUGUGGAUCGACAUCCCACUGAUAUAAACAUCAAUUUAACAAUACUUUGCUCAGAUUCCAAUGGGAAAAAUAGAUCAUCAGCAAGAAUCCUACAGAUAAUAAAAGGAAGAGAUUAUGAAAGUGAGCCAUCUCUUCUAGAAUUUAAGCCAUUCAGUAACGGCCCUUUGGUUGGUGGAUUUGUUUACAGAGGCUGCCAGUCUGAAAGACUGUAUGGGAGCUAUGUGUUCGGAGAUCGCAAUGGGAAUUUUUUAACCCUCCAGCAAAGCCCAGUGACCAAGCAAUGGCAAGAAAAGCCGCUCUGUCUGGGCGCCAGUGGCUCCUGUCGUGGCUACUUCUCGGGUCACAUCUUGGGAUUUGGAGAAGAUGAAUUAGGAGAGGUUUACAUUCUAUCAAGCAGUAAGAGUAUGACCCAGACUCACAGUGGAAAACUCUACAAGAUCAUAGACCCAAAAAGACCUUUGAUGCCCGAGGAGUGCAGAGUCACAGUUCAACCUGCCCAGACACUGACCUCGGACUGCUCUCGGCUCUGUCGGAAUGGCUACUACACUCCCACGGGCAAGUGCUGCUGCAGUCCUGGCUGGGAGGGAGACUUCUGCAGAAUUGCCAAGUGUGAGCCAGCAUGUCGUCAUGGAGGUGUCUGUGUCAGACCAAACAAGUGCCUCUGUAAAAAGGGCUAUCUUGGUCCUCAGUGUGAACAAGUGGACAGGAACAUCCGCAGAGUGACCAGGGCAGGUAUCCUUGAUCAGAUCAUUGACAUGACAUCUUACUUGCUGGAUCUCACAAGUUACAUUGUAUAGUUUCUGGGACAGUUUGAGUAUAUCUUUCAGGUGGGCAUUUAUUUCAAUCUUGUCAUUAAAAAGAGAGACUGUCCUUCUGCUACA
Molecule: messenger RNA, 2184 nt
Organism: Grammomys surdaster
Lineage: Eukaryota; Metazoa; Chordata; Mammalia; Rodentia; Muridae
Gene: Hhip
Product: hedgehog interacting protein
Exons: 13
Coding region: 1-2100 (699 amino acids)
Source: RefSeq, a predicted model, not a curated record